AUACCGGGAAUCAUCGUCCUUUUGCCCUUCCGUGCGCCGCUUGCAUCUCGUUGUGUAGAAAAAAAAUUAGGUCUUAUAAUCAAUUCUUCCUCCACCCCCGGCGGCGGCCACUGCGGUGGCGGCAGCGCCGGGGCCCAUAGAUCCGAAGCAACCGCCGCGGUUUUACGCGGGGUUAUCUUGAAUCUGGGGAAGAUUUGGGAGAGGAUGUCUAAUCUUGCCAACAUGUUUGCUGUCCUUGACCUGGAUGGCGAGGACGAUCGAAAGGAAGUGGAACAACCGACAUCCAGCAAGCCAGAAGCCGCCGCCGCCGCCGCCGCCGCCGCCGCCGCCGCCGCCGCCGCCGCCGCCGCCGCCAGGAAACUCGAUAGUGGCAUGACGAAUAACAAAAUGAUUGUAAAUUAUGAUGGGGAUAAACUUGGUUCAUCGUCAAGUGAAUACAAGAUGCCAUUGGUGUGGAUUGACUUGGAAAUGACCGGUUUGGAUAUCAGAAAAGACCGCAUACUGGAGAUUGCUUGUAUUAUAACAGAUGGUAAACUUACCAAACGGAUAGAGGGUCCUGAUUUGGUUAUAAGACAGAGCAAGGAAUGCUUAGACAACAUGAAUGAUUGGUGUAAAACCCAUCAUGGUGCCAGUGGACUGACAGAACAAGUACUGCAGAGUGACAUUUCUGAGUGUGAUGCUGAGAAACAGGUGCUAGACUUUGUUAGGAGGUAUAUUGGUUCGGCGACUCCAUUGAUUGCUGGGAAUUCUAUCUAUACAGAUUUACUAUUUUUGAAGGAGUACAUGCCACAGCUUGCAGGCAUAUUCCCUCAUGUGAUAGUUGAUGUGAGCAGCAUAACGGCUCUGUGCAUCCGCUGGUUCCCAAAGGAAAGGAAGCAAGCUCCAAGAAAGGAGAAAAACCACAGGGCACUGGACGACAUCAGAGAGAGCAUCAUGGAGCUGCAGUACUACAAGGAGAACAUCUUCAAAUCGCGGCAAUCUAAGCAUUAGCCUGUUGGGAUUCAUUAGCUCUCUUGAUUAUUGGGAUGAAAACGUUCCCUGGUGUAUGAUCCUUCCAUAGAUUUGAUGAUGCUUAAAUGGCCACGUGCCUUUGGGGUAACGCCAAGAUUGUAGUCACAUAGGGCAUGUGUGGUUGGUGACCAACUUUGCCAUGGCUUGCCACUUGUUUUUGUCACACUGGCAAAAGUGCUCCCUAUCCCACUUUACUAGUUUUAGGGAAAUCACUGCUUCA
This is a messenger RNA of Triticum dicoccoides, 1231 nucleotides long. Its product is annotated as oligoribonuclease-like. The record is from RefSeq and is a predicted model, not a curated record. NCBI's taxonomy places the organism in Eukaryota, Viridiplantae, Streptophyta, Magnoliopsida, Poales, Poaceae. Gene Ontology annotation, cellular component: mitochondrion. Bases 205 to 990 code for a protein of 261 amino acids. The transcript is spliced from 9 exons. Gene Ontology annotation, molecular function: nucleic acid binding; 3'-5'-RNA exonuclease activity.